AUGUGUUCAAUAGAAGCUAUUCAAAAUUUACAACAAUUGCGACAAUUGGUGAUGGAAUUAGGGAUUGAAGAAGGUUGUCCCGAAAAACGUCCAAAUAAUUUGGAUGAAAUUAUUGCACGACCAAUAAUUGCUGCACCAAUUCCUAAACCAACAAUGAUAAGCUUUUUUUUUCAACCGACAUCACAAUCUGUUGUCGUCUGUCAAUUGGCUGAACAGAAACAAUUCGCAUCAUGCAUUCAAACAAUUACUACAUUUCAACCUCAUCCCUUAGCUGUUAUUAAACAGCCAAAACAAAUUGAUGAAGCUUGCAAGCAUUUUGUCGAAUUUAAAAAAUGUCAAGCUAAUAUUAGCUGUCUUCCAUUAUGGGCCAAAGGAAUGAUAUCGAUGUUUAAUUUUGCUUGUGGUCCCGGAUAUAACACAUAUAUACAGGUGCGACAAUGCAUCCGUAAAACGACCACACGUGAGCAUAUUCGUGAAUGUGUAAGUGAAUUUUCACGUAGUUCACCUCAAAUAGCUUGUCAAAGUUCGCAAAAAUUACUUGCUUGCUCAAUACCAGCAAUUAAUGAGAAAUGUGGCCAAGUUGGAGCGCAAUUCGUCACCGACUAUAUUGAUAAAUUUGUAAAUGUCGUUGAUCCUACAUGCAAAAUUGGAAUGCAACAAAAUGAUAAAUCAAUUGUGGGUUAUAAUUGUACGGUUGAACAAAAUGCACUUAUCGACCAUUGUGCUGUACCAAUUAAUCAAUUAACUUCUAGAAUUGAUGAAUUAUUUGAAGGUGGAUUGCAGCAAUUUUUAGCUAAUGUCAAGAAUUUGGCACCUAUAUUCGCGAAAGGUUGUAAUUUGACCAACGAAUUCAAGAAUUGUUUGAGGCCAUUGAUAGAGAACCAAUCAGGACAACAAUGUACUGUUUCAAAUUGCUUAAUUCAGGCUGGUGAUGGAAUAUGUAAUCAACCUGAUACGGCUAAAGCUAUUGAUGAUAAUUUAGCAUGUGUUUUUAAACAGGCAUCAAUACCUGAAUUUGGCAGAUGUUUACGAUCAACGAUAGCAACAUUAAAACAAUUCAAUCUUACAGCAUUACGUCGUAUUUUACCAAAAUUUAUCAAAUGUGUUGAACAUAUUGUUAUACAACGUUGUGGUCCAAUACCAAUAAAUGUAUUACGUGCUAUUAGUGCAACUGAUAUAUGUCCAAUUAAAUUUAAUUAUCAAUUAAAAUUAACUAAUUCUGAUACAACAACACAAAUAUGUGAUGCAGAAAUGCAACAAAAACAUUCGGAAUGUACCGGGAAUUUUUACCGAAAUUAUCGAAUGUUACCAAUUGCAUUACUAAGAGAUCCAUCAAAUAUCGAUAUGUUAUGUAUUGAUGCAUCAAAAUUAACCGCUUGUUCAUAUCCCAUUUGUGAAACAAUCAAAGAGAAGGCGCUAAAUGCAUUGGCGGAAUUUGUCUGCAUGCGGCGUGAUUUGUACAAAAAGCAUUCCAUGUGUCUUACAUCUGCUAUUACUUCAUCACAGGGAUCAAAAUGCUUAGCAUCAUUCCUAUCGACAGCAUCAGAGCAGCAAUGUUCAUUUUUAACAAAUGUUGCAAAUUGUGUCACCCCAUAUAUUCAUAAUACUUGUGGAUACGAUGCAUUAGCAUUAUCAUUUGAUGGAAUGCAUAUAUUUGCUAAUCAGUUAAAUAAAUCAUGCAAUAUACAAAUUCCUAUAGCAUCAAUAAAAACAAGUUGUGCUGAAUCGGAUAUUGUUGAUUAUUUACAGUGCGAAAAUUUGAUUGAUCACUUCACCUUUACACCACUUUCAUUUAUCAAGAAUAGCUUACAAUGGAAUGAAUUUUGUGAAGCAAUAAAAGAAUAUGAAAAUUGUUUAACAAAUAUGUCAUGUCGUGUGGAACCUAUCUCAUCAGCAAAUGUCGCACUUUUUCGAACAAUUUGUGGAAAAGAAGAAACAAAAACAAAAUAUUAUUUACCUUGUCUUACUCAAUUUAUUAAUACUGAUAUUGGAAUGAAAUGCAGUGAACCAUUUGUUGGCUUAGAUUUAUUAGUUAAAGAUAAUUCACAAAAAAUUUGUUCAACCCUAGAAACUAUGCUUUCAUGUGCAGCAACCGAAUUAUCAAGACAGUGCACCGAACAAGCUUUAAAACAUGUUGUAAGCAUGCUUCACAUAUGGGUACGCAAGUUUAAUCCUAGUUGUUCAAUUUCUGGAUACGGUACAGCUAAUGAUCCAAAAUUGGAGGAAGAUUUCUCACUUGAUUCCGGUCCAACACAUAUUUCAAUUGAUCAAACUGUAUCACCAUUUAGUUCCUCUACUAUUCAACGGAUUAUUACAACUUCAUCAUUGCCAAACUUAGAAGCUACCGAUAAUUUAUCAUCAUCUAAUAAUUUACGUAAAGGAACUACUAGUAAUAUCGUUUUACCGGAAUUGGAACUUUCAACUAUACCACAACCGGAGUUAACUUUAUCAUCUGAUACCGAAUUGGCAUCUCAUUGGAUGAAAGACAUGUCAUCGACAAAUAUACCAGUUCCAGAACCAAAUCCAGAACCAACAAAUGCAGAAAAUGAAUUAACCAAUUUUGCUUCUUCUGUACAACCAUCUUCCGAAUCAUCAUCAAAAAUGGAAUCGAAUGUUACAGUUAAUUUUAAAAUACCAAAAAUGAAAGAAUCAGGACAGAUGCGCGGCAUUUCAUCAAACUUAUGGAAUUUACAAAUUUUAAUAAUUAUACCAACAGUAAUGAUGUUCUCUGUAUAG
Loa loa (African eye worm) is the source of this 2736-nucleotide messenger RNA. RefSeq lists its product as hypothetical. The coding region runs from base 1 to 2736 and encodes 911 amino acids. The record is from RefSeq and is a predicted model, not a curated record. Lineage: Eukaryota; Metazoa; Nematoda; Chromadorea; Rhabditida; Onchocercidae. The transcript has 13 exons.